ACGACCAAAAUCAACAGUGUGACCGCAUGACAGGUGUUUCAACAACAUUUGACAACUGCAAUGUUGAAAUGACAGCACACAACUAAAAUCGAUAAUUGAAAAAGACUUGCGCAUUAGACGUCCAAGAAUGGUGAAAAGAGCAGAUAAAAAUUUUUGCAGCGCACUGCAAACGAUGCACAUAAAAUAGUUUUGCAUAGGAAAAGUCUUUGAAAAAUUAUAUUGAAGAGCUAAAAAAUAUAUUCAAACUUAAUAACUAAAUUUAAACGUUUAAUAAUUAGUGGGAGAGUGUUAAAUCUGAGUGGCAAAUCUGAAAUCUGUGGCUGUAAAACUGGGCAGCAGCCAGACAUGUAAAAGUUGUGAAAAAAUCGCAAAGUGAAAAAUCGAAAUUGUCGAACGAUAUAUUAAGGUACUACAUACUUGAAAAAAGGGAGUGGAAAAUGCAGAACGUAAAUUACUUUUUUAAAAAUUUCAUAGCAAACCAAUAAAUGGGCGAAAAUUUAAGCUGUUUUUCUUGAGCAGCGGUUGGGCAGCAAAAGAGUGGUUGACAUUGCUACUCCUUUAUCGAUUAAAACACGAAAGGUGCUGAUGACUAUUUAAACGGUAAUAGCGGAUAGCUUUAGUAAAAAAGCAAAAACAAAAAAAAAACGGUACUAAGACCAAAACUAAAACAUAUAACAACAAAUAACUCUCAAUUCGAAAAAAAAGAAAAAUCAGAUUUCUGCACUAAACGGUUAAAAGUUAAAAGACUAAAAAAAAGAAGAAAAUCAUCAAAUAUAUUCCAUCAGAUAAACAAUAGAAUAACCCCUUUCCUUAAUAUUUGAAAGCCAGCACGGCACAUUGCAUGAAAAAAUCUGCCUUCGUGCGCCGCUAAGUAGACUAUACUUAAAUAUUUGCUUUUGUGCUCAGUGCCAAGGUACAUAUCAAAACAACAAACAAAAUUACAGCAAAAACAACAACUACUUGUUACUCUUCAUUAUCAAAUAGACGACGACGACUUGUACACCUUGAAAGUGCAUAUACAUACAUACAUACAUAUAUAACUGUUAAAUAGCGGAAAUGGAAUCCGCACAAGCCACAACUUAUGAACCGCUCGAAGGUCGUGGCGCCGGCAUCCGCCAUGAGCCCAUGGAUAGUCCAGAGGCGGAUGUACGCACACCCAAAGAUCACAAACAUGCAGUGUACUUGGCAUUGCUGGCAGCUGGUAUUGGCUUUGUGUUGCCAUAUAAUAGCUUCAUCAUCGCCGCCGAUUAUUGGCAAGCACGUUUCCCCGGACGCUCAGUGGCACUGGAUAUGUCUAUGACAUAUAUAAUUGUCGCAUUUGCUACCGUUUUGCUCAAUAAUGUUUUUCUAUCAUUGGCACCAUUUCGUGUGCGUGUCCUUUUCGGUUAUGUGGUGUCCUUUACUACGCUCAUCUUUGUGGCUGUGUGUGAGGUGGCCUUUCAUAUGUUUGCUGCCAAUACAGCAUAUUCGGUAAAUUUGGCUGCUGUAUCGCUGGUGGCCAUCGGUUGCACAGUGCAACAAUCGAGUUUCUACGGCUUUGCCAGCAUGUUGCCCAAGCAAUAUACCCAAGCUGUUAUGGCUGGCGAGAGCAUUGCCGGCUUUUUGGUAUCCUCCAAUCGUGUGGUCACUAAGUUGCUUAUUCAAAACGACCGUGUGUCGACAGUGAUCUUCUUUCUCACCUCAACCCUCUACAUACUCUUCAGCUAUGUGCUGCAUCUAGCAACCAUACACUCGCCAUUUGUGCGAUACCACAUGAAGGCAUGCGCCAAGAUUGUACUCAGGCCUGACGAAGAUCGAUUGGUAAGUAAUUUUUUUGAUUUCGAAUAUUUUUUGCAUGCAUUAAUUUCUUACCCUAUCUUUCCCUCACAGCAAAAUGACCUUGACGGCGGUACGCCCAUCGCCAAGUAUGGCGUACUCACGCUUGAACCCACUUCACCACCAGCGAAUGCUGCUAAUAACACCACAGGCGCGCUAAGUUUCAGUAACCCGGUUUAUGAGCUAUCCAAUCCCACGGCUGGUGAGAGUGUCAUCGAGGGUCUCAAUAGCUUACCCGAUAUGCCGAGCACACCACAGGAACCCACCACGCCAACUACGGUCGCUUUCAAGGUGGAGCAUGUGCUUACACCGGGCACUUGUACGCCCGGCAAGUUAAGCGAUUUGAAAAACGGCUUCGUUUCACGCUGGACUGUCGCACAGGCAAUUUACCCCUACAUGGUCUGCAUCGCACUCGCCUACUGCGUCACGCUCUCUCUAUAUCCGGGCAUCGAAUCCGAGAUCAUUUCUUGCAGUCUGGGCACUUGGUUACCGGUAUUGCUAAUGUUCACCUUCAAUACAGCUGAUGUGAUUGGCAAGAUACUCGCCGCAGUGCCAUAUCCAUGGUCACGGCGUCAGCUUAUCCUAAUGUCCGGUCUGCGCAUCGUUUUGGUACCGCUGCUUUUGCUGUGCUGCGCACCAAGGCAUCAACCAGUCAUUUCGGGCGAGACUGCAGCAUUUGUCUUCACAAUCGGAUUGGGCGUCAGUAAUGGGCUCGCUGGCAGUCUUCCAAUGAUGCUCGCACCAGCCAAGGUGCCUGGCACCCUCAAAGAGGUGACCGGUAACAUGAUGACACUCUCCUACAAUGUCGGGCUGACAACUGGUUCACUAAUCGGCUAUGUUUUCGAAUCUAUGUUGGGCGCGCAGCUCACCAAUCCCUGUCCGACCUAUCCCUAUGCACCGGCCUCAAUGUUGGAUCCAACAGGCGCGCAUGCGCAAUUUCUCAGCACCACAACCAGCACAACAAGUACCGCAGCGCCAGUGUUGAAUACAACAGCCGUCGCUGCGGCGUUACUCACCACCACAGUUUCGACGCUCUUGCCCACCACCGAGGCAAGUACAACUGCGCUGGCGGCAACAGCAGCGGCGGCUGCAACAACCACAGUUGCGGCGGCUGCAACAACCACAGUUGCGGCAGCAGUGAGCACAACUAGCACUUCGGUGGCGCCACUGCUACCGACACUGAUGACGCCGACAGCCACAGCGUUCAUCACCUCGACGGCGGCGACGAUCUUGAGUUCGGUGGCGGGUACGAUCGAUAAUGUGGUCUCGGCUAUGGUGAGUACUGUCUCAUCGAUGGGUCUGGACCUGAGCGGCGAUGCGAGCAUAAGCACCACAGAUCCGCAGACGCCAAAUGAGCUGAUGCAGAGGAUUUAAAUGAGGAAAAAAGGAGUUGGAAGGCAGAGAAUGAGUGAAUACGGAACGGGUUUUACUAAGUCAAACAACGCUGAAAGGAUUGGCCGAGUUUUUAAUGAGUCUGUCCUUUAAGAAGAAGGAGCACAUAUUUUUCUUCUUACGAAGCAAGUGUUUUCUAAAAAUUUUGUAAAUAGCUGAUUUCGAUAGAAAAGCACAAGGUGUUUAGUAUAUAUUAGGACGAGUGGCGGCGCGCUUUUUCGUUAACUACAUAGACCUCGCUAUGUGUGCAUGACUGAAGUGAAGGUGGCCGGAUUUAUAAAAAUUAUCGCAUUACUUAAAUUUACAAACAAAAAAAA
Molecule: messenger RNA, 3524 nt
Organism: Rhagoletis pomonella (apple maggot)
Lineage: Eukaryota; Metazoa; Arthropoda; Insecta; Diptera; Tephritidae
Product: equilibrative nucleoside transporter 4-like
Exons: 3
Coding region: 1057-3189 (710 amino acids)
Biological process (GO): nucleoside transmembrane transport
Cellular component (GO): plasma membrane
Molecular function (GO): nucleoside transmembrane transporter activity; monoamine transmembrane transporter activity
Source: RefSeq, a predicted model, not a curated record